Molecule: messenger RNA, 552 nt
Organism: Pleurotus ostreatus (oyster mushroom)
Lineage: Eukaryota; Fungi; Basidiomycota; Agaricomycetes; Agaricales; Pleurotaceae
Gene: UBC8
Product: Ubiquitin-conjugating enzyme E2 8
Exons: 6
Coding region: 1-552 (183 amino acids)
Biological process (GO): ubiquitin-dependent protein catabolic process; protein polyubiquitination
Cellular component (GO): nucleus
Molecular function (GO): ubiquitin conjugating enzyme activity
Source: RefSeq, a predicted model, not a curated record
AUGCACUCAUCCAGCAAACGCCGCAUUGAGACCGAUGUAAUGAAGAUGUUGAUGUCCGACCAUGAAGUGUCGCUCGUAAACGACAACAUGCAAGAGUUCUACGUUCGCUUCCAUGGUCCGACGGAGACACCCUUCGCCGGUGGGGUUUGGAAGAUUCACGUCGAGCUACCCGAUCAAUACCCCUACAAGUCCCCCAGCAUCGGAUUCAUGAACAAGAUAUUCCACCCCAAUAUCGAUGAGCUCAGCGGUUCUGUUUGUCUCGAUGUUAUCAAUCAAACGUGGUCCCCCAUGUUCGAACUGAUAAAUAUAUUCGAGACAUUCCUCCCGCAACUCCUCCGUUAUCCCAACCCCAACGACCCACUGAACGGCGAGGCAGCCGCGCUGCUGAUGAGACAUCCGAAGGAGUACGAAGCGAAGGUCAAAGACUACGUACAACGCUUCGCGACGAAAGAAGCGGCUGAUCUCGCCGGUGAUACGAACGAAGACGACGAAGACGCAGAAAUGAGUGAUAUGGGUAGCAUCACCGAUGACGACGACGACCGUGCUGCUUGA